This is a messenger RNA of Syngnathus typhle (broad-nosed pipefish), 2702 nucleotides long. RefSeq names its product treacle ribosome biogenesis factor 1 (gene llcp). The transcript is spliced from 7 exons. The record is from RefSeq and is a predicted model, not a curated record. The coding region runs from base 155 to 2161 and encodes 668 amino acids. Lineage: Eukaryota; Metazoa; Chordata; Actinopteri; Syngnathiformes; Syngnathidae. Gene Ontology annotation, molecular function: protein binding.
AGAAACUGCAACUGCUUCCUGGGUUCAAAGUUGAAUCUGUAUACACGUGAUGGUUAGAGUUAGCUGCGACUUCUAACUUGUUGUUGCUGUCCAAGUUGAAUGACUAUGCCAUAAAAAGCACUUUUGCAUACGUGUUUACCGUUGCGAGUUGAACAUGUCCGCGAACGCGUUCCAGCACGAGUUGAUCAUGCUCAUUUUUCGGCAUUUGAAAGACAAUGGCUUCCGCUCGGCUGCGGAGGAGCUCCUGAGACACAGCCCACAGGAAUUGGUGGUAGGUCCUGCAUGUAUGUCUUCAUCAUUAGGGGAAAUCUACGAAUUCUGGUUAAAGCACUCAAAGAACAAGUACUCCAAUUCUAAAAAGGGAGGAUCAACCCAAAUCAAAGCUGCCCCCAAGAAGGACAUACCUGCAAAGAAAGUACUAAAACGGAAGUUGGCGACACCAAAAAAGGACGGGAAAGAUGGGAAAUCGUCUGAAACUGUCACACCAGCAAAGAUGUUGAAGAAGGACCAAAAUGCUGUGGCUUCUGGUGCUGGUGAUUCUGACUCCGACAGCAGUUUGGAUGUUGACAAAUGGAAAAAUAUGCUGUUACAAAUGACAGAGCUCGACAAAGCCAAGAUGAAUACCCUCAAUGCUUUGGACUCAACGACACCCAAACCUGUAAAAAGAGCACCCAGACAAACUCGGGCCAAGCCUAAAACUGACCUGCUUUUGAAACAGACAGCAGAAAUAAAGAGUAACAUCUUGGGCAAAGCGGUGGCAGUGGAACACGCCGAGUCAAGUCCCUCUAAAAAGACUUCUUCGGGAACGGAGACUGCAUUGCCUGAUGUAGCCAAGAUGGAUACCCUCAAUGCUUUGGACUCAACGACACCCAAACCUGUAAAAAGAGGAGCCAGACAAACUCGGGCCAAGCCUAAAGCUGACCUGCUUUUGAAACAGACAGCAGAAAUAAAGAGUAACAUCUUGGCGAACGCGGUGGCAGUGGAAAACGCCAAGUCAAGUCCCUCGAAAAAGACUUCUUCGGGAACUGAGACUGCAUUGCCUGAUGUAGCCAAGAUAGAUACCCUCAAUGCUUUGGACUCAACGACACCCAAACCUGUAAAAAGAGCACCCAGACAAACUCGGGCCAAGCCUAAAACUGACCUGCUUUUGAAACAGACAGCAGAAAUAAAGAGUAACAUCUUAGGGAAAGCAGUGACAGUGGAAGACGCCAAGUCAAGUCCCUCGAAAAAGACUUCUUCGGGAACUGAGACUGCAUCGAAGCCACCCUUAGUCACCUUGAAUGGCACACAUCUGCUACCAUCAGAUGAUGGUCGAACGGCAACAUCAUCUUCCAAACGGAGAGAAAAGAAGGAAAAGGCUGAGGCGCCAACGCUCCAACGUAAAAAGGAAAAAAAGCAAAGUUCUGAAAAUGAUGUCGGAGCGAACACAAAAGAAAACGUCAGCGAGGAACAAGAAACUGAUACGGCCGAAUAUGUCGAAAAACCUGUGGAGAAUAUAACAAACUGCAGUACCAAAUCCCAAGAUGAGCGGGCUGCAAUGGACACAAGCGGGAAUGCUGAACAAGUGAAUAAAAAAGAAAAGAAAGCCAAGAAAAUGAAGGAAGCUGCUGACAAUCAAACUAUUUCUGAGACCCAUGGAAAAGACAAAAAAUCCAAGAAGAAAAAGGAAACGAAAGAUUGCGAUCAAGAGAUUCUCUCUGAACCUGUUAAUACUGUUGACAGUGUGAAAGGUGGCGAGGAAAUGUCUCAGCAGGAAAAUGCAGACAAGAUAGACGACAACAAGGAAGCAAGGAGGAUCCCGGAGACUCCGAGUUGCAUGUUCACUCCCAGUACAGAUGUGGGAGGGAAGAAAGCAAAGGACAGAAAGAGAUCUAGUCAUCCUGCAGAGGGAACUCCUCAGCAGGUCAGUAGCGAAACAAAAGGGAAGAGGAAGAAAGACAAAGCUAAUACUAAUGAGGAGCAAAUAGUUGAAGAUAAGAACACCAGCGUUAUUGUCGAAGAGGGAGCCGAGCCAAAUACAGACGUUAAAAAGAAAAGGAAAAUCAAACUUGGCUCAGUUGACACAGUACCUCUAGUCCCUCUGGAGACACCAAGUCCUGCAUCAACAAAAAAGAAAAGGAAAAGCAAAGUGGAAUUGCCAGCAACGCCCACCAGUGCAUGAACACAGUUUUGACUAGCACUAGGGGGCAUCAUAAUGCCAUCAAUGCUCCAUCCAGCCAUCUCGUCUUGAGUCAAGUCAUUGGAUUGGGAAAAUAUUUUAUUGUUUUUCUUUGUACCAUUUUCAGCAAAAGAAAAUUCUUUGCUUCAUUUCUGACAAACUGGAGGAUGAGUUUUUUUAUUAUUGUAAAAAAUAUUCUGGUUUUGUUUUUUAAUAUUAUUUGAGCCAUUUUUAUAAGAUCAUCUAGUGCGUGUGCUAUAGCUCUCAUUUUCUGUGUGUUACAAAUUCCUGAAAGAGAUGUCCUGUUGCUCUUCAAACUCAAAUCAAGGGUCAGAUGCAAGGAUUUUAAGGCAUGGAACAUUCUUAAAAAAGUCAAAACAUGUUUGACCAGCAAUCAUGACGACAGAUGAGAACAUUUUAUUUUUACAUUGUUAAAGUUUAUUUUAAUAAGCAUAUUAACACUGCAUAACCUACUUAGGUGUUGUUUUGUUUCACAACAUGAUAUACAAUGUGCUUUUAUAUCAAAUUAAAUUGCUUUUUAUUA